CCCUCUAGUCACUUUCCUCCGUGUGAUGGUCAAGCACGAGCGCACUCACCUGCGCAAUUUGCUUUUGACCCACGUCCGCCAGGACGCUCGACCCCGCGAGCUAGGGCCCAUCCCCAAGAUAUUUGACCUUAUAAUCCUAAUUGAUCGAUCCUUCCAGCCUCGGAACACCCUUCGAUCCGCUGCCGAAAUCCGAGGCAGUCUUACAUCGGACCAGAUGGUCCAAUUUGCAAUGAUAAGGUUGCUAACCAUUCACCACCACCUUCACCGAGCUCCUGGGGACACCAGGUCGCAAUGGGACGUAAUCGACGACCAAUUUGAGGCCAUCCGGGAGAAGUCGAACGUCCAAUUGCAUGCACUCUCCAUCCUCAUAUUACGAUGCGAUCGAGCGUUGUUUCCUGGGGAUUUCAUGUUUGCAGACAUACCCGAAGAAAUCAUUCGAAUGCCUAGUGUGUUGGACUGCGAAAUCAAAACCCGAGCCAUUGUGGCAGAACUCGGGGAGGAACCAACAGACGAGGCCCUGGCCAGACUUGUUGACUCAGAAGCCGGCCUGGUAUAG
Puccinia graminis f. sp. tritici CRL 75-36-700-3 is the source of this 556-nucleotide messenger RNA. RefSeq lists its product as uncharacterized. The coding region runs from base 26 to 556 and encodes 176 amino acids. The transcript has 3 exons. The record is from RefSeq and is a predicted model, not a curated record. NCBI's taxonomy places the organism in Eukaryota, Fungi, Basidiomycota, Pucciniomycetes, Pucciniales, Pucciniaceae.